Helianthus annuus (common sunflower) is the source of this 2748-nucleotide messenger RNA. Its product is annotated as receptor-like protein EIX2. The transcript has 2 exons. Gene Ontology annotation, molecular function: protein binding. NCBI's taxonomy places the organism in Eukaryota, Viridiplantae, Streptophyta, Magnoliopsida, Asterales, Asteraceae. The record is from RefSeq and is a predicted model, not a curated record. The coding region runs from base 82 to 2568 and encodes 828 amino acids.
UGAGUUUAUAUAUAGCUGCUGGACAUAUUUGUUGAAAUAUUAGAGAUUACAGAAAAGAUCAACAAUUUUUGAGAAAACAUAAUGGCAAAUAAGAUUUGCCAUAAACACUACGCACAUCCUUUUUUCUUUUUGAUUUAUUCUAUCCUUGUGUUGAUACCGUUUAUCACUACAACCGUCAUUGAUGCGUGCAUGGAUAAGGAGAGACAAGCUCUUCUUCAUUUCAAAUCUUACAUUCACCAUGACCCCGAUUAUCCCUUUGACGAUCUUUCUUCAUGGACACCUGAAUACGAUUGUUGUAAUUGGGGUGGAGUCACGUGCAACAACCAUUCUCGUGUCACAAGCCUUGUCUUGUUUGCUAAUAAUCUUCGAGGUACUUAUCUGGGCAAAGCGGAUAACUGGGUGAAUGCGGUUUCAGGUCUUAAAAAACUAGAAACAUUAGAUUUAAGUGGAUGUAAUCUCUGGCAGGUCAAACAUCCAUAUUCUCAUUCAUCUGUGAACUCUUCUUUAUUGUCUAUUCGUACACUAUUUCUUGACAACAACAAUCUCAACUCAUCCAUUUAUGAAUGGUUGUUCCGAUUAACUAGCAAUAAACUUGAGUAUUUUGAUCUAUCUCAAAAUAAGUUAGAUGGGAUUCCAAAAUAUCUUGGAAAUCUAUGUAGUCUGACAAAAUUUGGUUUCAACAAAAACUCAAUUCUUGUCAACUUUCCCGAUUUCCUGAACAACCUGUCUGGGUGUACAUCUUUAUCGUUAUCAGAGUUGAGCGCUUCAGGUAGCCAACUUACAGGGCCUUUGUCUGAUGACAUCCAGAAUUUUCCAUCUCUAUCAUAUUUGUCCCUUGACAAUAAUCAGAUAAAUGGAACUAUUAGUGAAAAAGUGUGGCAACUACCCAAGCUUGUAGGACUAGACAUUUCUUCCAAUUUUCUUAAAGGUGCCAUCCCUGAAAAUAUUGGAAAUACCAACAUUCCAAUUAUAAAUCUCUCAAACAACUCACUUGAUGGAGUUCCUUUAGAAGCUCACAUGUCAAACCAUUCGGGUGUGGAAAGUAUUAACUUGAGAUCUUGCAAGCUAGGGCCUCGUUUCCCCAAAUGGAUUCAAAAACUGAAAAAUCUUACGAACAUUGAUAUUUCCAAUACAAGAAUUUCAGACACAAUUCCGGAGGGGUUCUGGAAUACAUGGCCUUCCCGAUUGACAUACCUGAAUCUCUCUUACAACAACAUUACCGGUAAAGUAACAGAUGUGUUAUCAAACAACUUUAUUGGUCCUUCAAUCAUAGAUUUGAGUUCAAACAACUUUUAUGGUCCUAUAACUAAUGUUCCUUCCAUGUUGAAAAGUUUAUUCCUUUCCAGGAAUAAAUUCUAUGGCGGAAUCUUCUUUUUGUGCCAGAUUGAUAGUGAGGCAGUUGAAAUUAUUGAUCUGUCAUACAACUCAUUCACGGGACGAAUUCCAGAUUGUUUGUGGAAUUUUGGAUUACUAAGCGUUCUUAGUCUGGGAAAUAACAAUCUGUCUGGAAGGCUUCCAGGUUCUAUACAAGAUUUUUCUAGUCUUGAGGUCUUGUAUUUAUACAACAACAGUUUCUCAGGAGAAUUGCCCUCUUCUUUAAAGAAUUUCACCAAGUUAAACUCUUUAGAUUUGGGGGCCAAUAAGUUUUCUGGUUACAUACCUGUUUGGAUAGGGGAAAGGUUAUCACAGUUGUAUGCUCUUAGCCUAACAUCAAAUAACUUCUUUGGAACCAUCCCUUCCCAAUUAUGUCAGCUCCAAUAUCUACAGAUUCUAGACUUGUCAAUGAACAACCUCUAUGGAGCCAUCCCUUCAUGUCUCAAUAAUCUCACUUCAAUGGUUCAAGGUCGACCACCUUACAAUAAUGUGCAUUAUUUACCAUCUGAUGUUAGAAAACCAGUUAUGUAUGUUGAUCAUGCCAUGGUCAGGUGGCAAGGAAGUGUGCGAGAAUUUAGUAGCACUCUAGGAUUCGUGAAGAUCAUCAAUUUAUCAAGCAACAAUUUAACAGGUAAAAUCCCAAAUGAACUAACAGAUCUUCAUAAAUUAAUUGCGAUGAACUUUUCGAUGAACACUUUAGUUGGAGAGAUUCCGUCGAAAAUUGGUCAGAUGAAAGAACUUCAAAUUUUGGAUCUAUCUAGUAACAAUCUUAGAGGAGGACUACCAUCAAGCAUGUCUCAGAUGACCUUGCUAAACUAUCUAGAUGUAUCGUAUAACAGCUUGUCAGGAAGAAUUCCAUCCGGCACUCAACUCCAGUCCUUUGAACCUUCAAGGUACACCGGAAAUGCAGGAUUAUGCGGACUUCCCCUGUCCAAAUAUUGUCCAGGAGAUAAAGAAUUAGAACGUCCACCCGUCACUCAUGAAAAUAUGGAUGAAGGGAAAGGCAUAGAUGAUCUUCAAAGAUGGUAUUAUAUUGGAGGGGCCACUGGUUUUGUUACCGGAUUUUGGAUGGUGUGUAUUGCUUUAAUUGUUAAUCGCCGUGGGAGACAUGCCUUUUUUCACGUCAUGAAUAGCCUUGAAAAUUGGGUUUAUGUGAAAGUGAUGGUGUUCACUGCAAAAGUGCGAAGGGUUUGACAUAUAUCCCCAGUUGUAUGUUGGAUUUGGUUCUUCUUUUUGUGUGUUGUAUUUAAUUCUUCUUGUUCUUAUCUAGGGAUACAAGUAUAGUAUUGUAAAAUGUAAUGCAUGAUUAAGUUUUAAGUCUGUUUGAUGAAUAAAAUUGCCACCAACACCAUGGGUGGCCAUUUCCCUUUGUUG